UAAAAUUAAUAGCAUAACAAAACCUUGUAUUUAAUCCUCGUAUGUCUCUUACAAUUUCGGGUAUUUAGUGGUUAUCUCUUACUUUUUGUUGUUUGAGUCACCAUCGACAAGAAAUAGUUGUCAGAUUUAUUUGUUGUUAUUAUCCUUAUGCAGUUUUAAAUAACAAUCCGGCAACUAACACUAGACUGAAAACUUUUUUUAUUACGCUUGAAAUGUUAUAAUUAAAUAGUUAGUUAUAAUUAAAAUAGUUUGAGAUAGAUAUAAUCGUGCGGCUUUCGAAAAGUUCAAAGUAAUCCCGCACAGGUCACCCGUCCCAUAACAAUGCACGACUGUUUUCAAUGGCUUUUUAGACAGCUAUGGGUUUAUUAUGACAUAGAAGUAUCUCGCGAUGGUGAGGUGAAAUGUACGUGUGAGAAGCCUUUCCAUGUGACGGAAGUUAGUCCUGACGUCCUUCUGACACGACCUGCUCACUUCCUGCUGUGCUUUGAACAGAGUCCCGCUCAUUUGAAUUCCGUUCGAUCGCCGACUGCUGCUCAAACGCACACGUCAAUCUCUAUGUAAACAAGAAUCCAGCUUCCCAUAGCCUCUUCAAACACUCCAUGUUUUUAAUUUGAAGUUUAUGUAACUUUACCAAGCUUUAAUGACAAGCGUUGAAGUUAAAAAGGAAACGACCGAAGAGGUCCUCUUUGGCGCAGUUUUGUCCAAUUUUACGUGACUCGCGACAGACGAUAUAAUACAAAACAAGUUAGCGCCUUCUUAGACAGUAUAUUUUCACAGGCGUGUUGCUAAAUCUUAAUAGUAGACUGAAUUCGUGCAUAACUUUGAAGUGUACGCGAACAUGAACAAGUCCCUUUUGUCUUGGAACAAUCUUUAGCAAGUCAUCAAGAGUGGUUGAAAGAGUAAAACUUUCAUAAACUUCGCUGCUCAACCGAGUGAAGUCUGAAAAGAAGUGCCCCGUCUUAUUCUAGGAGUGUGCUGAUGAUGCCUGCUAUAGAUUUCUCACAAAUGACGUCAGCCGAGGUGAGGACCCAGCCACUUGAACUUGUCCUAUCACCAGAUCACUGGUUGUCGUGUGAUGUUUACGUCCCUUCCGUGGUAUGAAACGACAACGGUACUUGAAAGCAGCUCUCACGAGAGCCCCAAUCAAGAAACGGGCCUCUGUUCCUGCACCCUGCGCAUCAAGGUUCCAGACGCACUGCGCGUGCGCGAGCUGUACAGCCCACUGCUCCAGUGGAUUGACCCAAUGUUUCAACUUAUCCACGUGGACGAAGGAGGGCGCGAAAACGACAAAAAACGUCAUAACAGACAUCGCGACUCGGCAGACAGCUGUGAGCCCACCAUGGGUGUUCGCACGCAAUCUCUAAGUGUGAUUCUUUUUUUGAGGAAUGACGGACAGAGUCAACCGACGGCGGAUUCUGCUACGGACUACCUCAGCACGCCGCCAUGGCAAUUCCACCACAAGAUUGAGUUGACUAGUCGGGCUAAUUUACGAGUCGUAGCGAGACAAGUAUUCUUUGCGAGCUCUCCGGGCUACGAGUUACCCUUAUGGAGUGUAUGCCCUAUUCACUGCGGUAAAGAACAGCUCAGAUUUAAUAUCUUUGUUAAUGACUUCACGGGUAUGAAAGCGUUUUACAGUGCGCUGGUUGGCGCUGAUCCUUCGGCCAGCAAGCCAGGGUUUUGCGUAUUUCAGCUGUACUCCCAACCAGGCCUCGAGAUACAGUUGUCACUCAAACACUCGCCUUGUCUGAUUCCUCAGCUUACUGAGGCUGCCACGUUGAGCUUCGUAGUAAAUAACAUUAGCGAACUACGUAAGGUGUUGCCUAAUAAGGUGACUAAACACGUUACUGGCACGUGGAGAACACGUGACACUGAUGGGAACGAGGUACUCUUAUUGUGUGACUCGUCCCGCAAUGGUACUAGACUACCGCAAAUUGUGUAGAGCCAAAGCUCACUCGCAAGGGCUUGACAAAAAUGCUAAUCACCAGGCCAUAGCAUGGGGUGGGGCACUGGAGGUAUCUGCCCCCCCCCCCAAUAUUUUCAAACAUUGGGGCUGUGCCAUAAUAUUUUCUUAAUAUUUAUGUUUUGUGCCCCUCC
This is a messenger RNA of Nematostella vectensis (starlet sea anemone), 2094 nucleotides long. Its product is annotated as protein FAM124A. NCBI's taxonomy places the organism in Eukaryota, Metazoa, Cnidaria, Anthozoa, Actiniaria, Edwardsiidae. The record is from RefSeq and is a predicted model, not a curated record. The coding region runs from base 1076 to 1939 and encodes 287 amino acids. The transcript has 3 exons.